Molecule: messenger RNA, 2148 nt
Organism: Naumovozyma castellii
Lineage: Eukaryota; Fungi; Ascomycota; Saccharomycetes; Saccharomycetales; Saccharomycetaceae
Gene: DPB2
Product: DNA polymerase epsilon noncatalytic subunit
Exons: 1
Coding region: 1-2148 (715 amino acids)
Source: RefSeq, a predicted model, not a curated record
AUGUUCACCUCUGGGAAAGUACUUCCUGUAAAAAUUCAACCCCCUCUCUUAAGACCAUUGGCUUAUAGAGUCCUGUCGAAGAAAUAUGGUCUAAGUAUUAAAUCUGAUGGCUUAUCUGCAUUGGCUGAAUUUGUCGGCAAUACAAUGGGAUCUGAUUGGAAAAGAAGUCCUGAAACAUUAAAUUUUUUGGAAUUGUUUGCAUCUGUUUGGAAACAACAGGAGCGGGGAUUGUUCGUGGAUAAAGCUGGUGUGUUGGAAGUCGUAUGCGAGUUAAAAGAACGUGAAAAGACUAACAUCCAGGAAUCAACGCAACAGAGGGAUAACAAUAAGGGUACUAAUGAUUAUAGCAGAAAAGGUAAGACUCUUGACAACUUUCUUACGGGAGCUGCAAAUAACAAUAAUCUCGAGGAGAAUGAAAGUUUGAACUCGGACACCUCUGAUCUAAUGCUUCCACAUAAUUCUUCCCUGUCUCCAAUACCACUAAAUGAGAGUGAUUUACCAAUGGAUCUUGAAAAUGAUGAACUUCCUGAAAAUAAUACUCAUUCGCAACAGCAACAACAGCAAUUGAAUUGGAAGGAUUAUUUUAAAGUUAUUAACGUAUCUGAGCAACAAAAAUUUACUUACAAUGCCAAUAAGAUGCAAUUCCAAUUUUGUCCAAUAAACACAAAUACGUCAGUUAUUAAACUACCAACAACCCAAACAAAUGUCACAAUUUUCCCUACUAGAUACUAUUUAAUCAGGGAUAGAGUUAUGAGAAAUGAAAACUUUCAAAAUGAUGAUACCUUUAAUCCUCUAUCAUCAAUGAUGCAUUUAAAAGAGGAACUACAAGAAUCGGGUGGAAAUGUAAAUAUUACCUCUUUUAUGUCUAUAACACCAAUUAAAAAUCUACUAGGCCGCGAUGGUAUGAACUUUUUACUAUUAGGGCUAUUAAAGAAAAAUACAAGAGGUAAUUGGGCCUUAGAAGAUCCUUCUGGGAGCAUUGAAAUUGAAAUAUCCCAAACUAUCCCAACUAAAGGGCUGUAUUAUGUUCCGGGCUGCAUUGUAUUGGCAGAAGGAAUCUAUUUUUCAGUGGGAAAUAAGUUCCACGUUACCUCAAUGACUCAUCCACCAGGUGAAAGGAGGGAGACGACACUAGAAGCUAUCGGUAACUUGGAUUUAUUGGGUGUUCACGGUGCAUCAAAUGAAAAUUAUAUUGCUAGAUUAGAUAAUGAUUUGAAGAUCAGAUUACAUUUCUUAGAGAAAGAGUUAGAAGAUCAUAGAUUUGUCAUCUUAGGAGGUGAUUUGUUUUUAGACGAACUGGCAACUUUGGAGGCAUUGAAAAAAACAUUUACAAAGUUAGAAGAAGAUCCUCCAACAUUACUUAUUUUCCAAGGUUCAUUUACCUCUGUACCUGUUCAUGCAUCUAUGACAAGUAGAAAUGUCAGUGCGACUACUCAAUAUAAAAAUAACUUCGAUACUUUGGCGGGCUUAUUAUCAACCUUUGAAAAUAUCAUUAACGGAUCGACAUUAAUCUUUAUACCCGGUCCUAAUGAUCCUUGGAGCUCAAUGGUAUCUCUCGGUGCAACUGGUAUUUUCCCUCAAAAACCAAUCCCCACAUACUUUACACAAAAAAUGAAUAGAGUUUGUAAGCAUAUUAUUUGGGGUUCCAAUCCAACAAGAAUUGCAUAUUUGUCUCAAGAAGUCGUUAUUUCAAGAGAUAAUCUAGUGGAAAGAUUCAAGAGAAAUAGUGUAAUUUUUCCAACCGUGGAGGAAACUAGAGAACAACGACUACAAGAAGUAGAAGAAAGACUACAGAAUAUAUCGAUUGAUGAGACUGUUUCGAUUGAUGAGUUGGUUAAGGACAAAGACCAGAAAAACUUAAAAGUACAAGAAACCAGAAAAAUUGUCAAGACGAUAUUGGAUCAAGGACACCUUUCACCAUUCACUACAAAUAUACGCCCUCUCUUUUGGGAUUUGGAUUAUUCCUUAACUUUAUAUCCGAUACCAACUACCCUUAUCAUGUGUGAUACAUCAGCACCUCAAUUUGACCUAACAUACAAUGGUUGUAAAUCAAUCAACCCAGGUCGAUUUAUUAUAAAGAGGCGUGCUAGAUAUCUGGAAUAUAAACCGUCACAGAAAACAGUCGUUCAACAGGAAGUAUACUUUUAG